Molecule: messenger RNA, 4769 nt
Organism: Pristis pectinata (smalltooth sawfish)
Lineage: Eukaryota; Metazoa; Chordata; Chondrichthyes; Rhinopristiformes; Pristidae
Gene: nes
Product: nestin
Exons: 4
Coding region: 115-4713 (1532 amino acids)
Biological process (GO): positive regulation of intermediate filament depolymerization
Cellular component (GO): intermediate filament
Molecular function (GO): intermediate filament binding; CCR5 chemokine receptor binding
Source: RefSeq, a predicted model, not a curated record
UCUAAGUUCUCCGCCACAAGGGUCUGCCGUUAGUCUCCCCGAGCGCGGGCGGCGAGGCGGGUCGGCCAGGAAGUGCAGCGGGAGGCGAAGGCGGAGACGCUUGAGGUCCCACACAUGGAGACCGUGUCGAGACAAAGGGAGCUGGGGCAGGAAUCGGCGCAGCUUCGGGAGCUGAACGAGCGGCUGGAGUGUUACCUGCAGAGAGUGUCGGUGCUGGAGAGGGAGAACUCCUCUCUGCGGGAGCACAUCCAGCAGCUGAAGCCCGGCCCGCAUGAUGGAGGGAAGCAGAAGGAGUUGGAGGAGGCGCUGGAGGCGGUGAGGCUGGAGCUGGCCGAGGGAUGGAGGGAGACGGACCGCGCGGCGCUCCGGCGGGACUCGCUGCUGGAGGAGCUGCGCCUGGUGUCCGAGAGCUGCUGCCGGGAGGCGCGCCUCCGCGCCUCCGUCGAAGGGGAGCUGGCCGAGAGGCGGAGGUGGCUGGAGGAGGAGCAGAGGAGCCGGGAGGGGCUGGAGGGGAAGGUCCGACGGCUGCAGGAGGAGCUGGGGCAGCUGGAGGAGGCCCAGCGGGGGGAGAGGGAGCUCCUGCUGCAGGAGAUUGCCAAGGGUCCGCUCCGCUGCCCCGCCGCCCCCCUCCCCGCCCUCUCCCCUCGGGACGUCCAGUUGUGCCUGGGCGACGUCGACCUGAGGUGGACGGAGGCGAGGGACCUGUACCGGGACGAGCUGGCCCGGAUGGAGCGAACGGUGUCCGAGGCCGGCUUGAGGCAGGAGGCGGUGAAGGAGGAGACGAGGCUGAACCGGCAGCGGGUGCAGGGGCUCCGCGGGGAGCUGGAGGUCCUGCGGGAGAAGAAGAGGCAGCUGGAGGGGAGGCUGAGGCAGCAGAGCCGGGCGAGGGAGCAGGACACGCAGCGGCUCCAGGCAACAAUGGCAGAGCUGGAAUUGGACAAGGAGUCCUUGGCGGCCAAGAUGGACCAAAUUGUAGAGGACCAGAGGGAGCUGAUGCAGAUGAAACUGGCGCUGAGCCUGGAGGUCGCCACCUACAGAGCUCUGCUGGAUACGGAAGCCCAGAGGAUACACUCGUCAGCCGGGGCUAGGGGUCUGCCGGCGUCACUGCGAGACGCCGUGUUGGCAUUUCCCGGCGGGAAGGGCCUUUCCACCGAGAAACUUUCGGCCCCGGUCAGAGUGGAAGCCGGGAACGUGUGGAGAGCGCACUCGGGAGCGGUCACCGCGGCGUCGGGAUGGAGAGACCGGAGCCCCCUCACAGACGCAGCGCCAACGCGCUCCGAGCGCCCGGAGGACAAAGAGGCAGGGGCGACCUGGCCGGGAGAAUCCCCCACGGCGGGAGACCUGGUGGACGGCGAGGCCGCGAUGAGCGUCCCCCGGGGCGGCGGGGCGGGAAGCAAGGCCGAGGAAUGUCCUGCGGAUGAUCGGAGCUCGGUCACUCCAAGCCAGGAGGAGCCGGCCGAGGUCGCCGAGGCGCAGCCACCCUCAGCUGCCGAGGUGGCCGAGGAAUCCGAGGGAGAGCCGGACACUGCCGGGAGCGGGAUGGAGGGAGAGAGACCCCAGCUCGCCCCACCGUUCCCCACCGAGCCAGCAGCGGCCGAGGACCCGAAACAUCCCAGCGCCGGCGCGGGCCAACUCACCGAGGAGCCUAGGGAGCCGGUGGAGGGGAAUUCGGACACCGAUCCGCCGCGGGAAGCCUCGGAUUCAGCAGCAGGCCAGAGCGAGGAGCCUGGGGAGCCGGUCCAAGCGGCGGUGUCCCGGGAAGAAAGCCCCGAAGCGGCAGCGUGGAAGCAAUCACCGAGCGAACCGGGCGAGGUGCAGUGGCCGGAGGAGGCGGACGCGGUCGCUGGGGAGGUGGGACAGGACCGGCAGCUGGAAGAGGAGGAGCUGACCCCGGCCGAGGCCCAGCACCCGCCCGCGGGGGAUACCCAUUGGGAUGAGCCGGAGAGAGCGGGGAGAUGGGAGGGGCUGGAGACCAGGCGGUUGAGCGGUGAGGAAGAGGAAGCGGCGGCGGAGAAUCUCCUGUCCGGCGGAGAGGGUGCGCCCAGGACGCACGAAGCCAGCAAACAAGAUGACAGAGGAACCGGCGACGGGGCGGUGGAGGGAGGCGUGGGGAGAGAGAGUGAGGCCGGAUACUCGGUGGGACAGGUGCCGGAGGAGAGGCAGCCCAGCGGGAGGUCCCAGGAGCCGGAGGAGGAGGUGACCGGGACCGAGGAGCAUCCAACGGAUGACCGAGACUCCGCCAUCCCAUUCCGGGAGGAGCUGGGUUCAGAGGAGGCACUGACGGGGGCCAUUGUAGAAGCGGCGCCACUGGCACCUCCAGCGGCCGAAGAAGGGGCUUCCGAGGGACGGGGCCAGGAUUUCCCUGGAGAAUCUGUCCAGGAGCGCCCGGCCGAGGGGAGCGCCGACGAGGAGGGGGUCGCCCCAGAACCGUGGAGAGAGGAGACGGAGGCGGAGGCGGAACCCAGGCCGGAGGCAGCGGAGGUGCCCCUCGAGUUGGGGGAGACGGCGAGCAAACCUCACCCAGGGGAGGAGAGGGUAGCCUCGGAGGGAAGGGCCGGUCCCGAGAGAGAAUCUCCCCGGGAGGAGGACGCGGUGAAAAAGGAGGCCCCGGCGCCUGUGGGCGAGGAGCACCCCGCCGACCACUGGCAGGGAGACCGGGACAGCGAGCCGUGGGAGGCGAACCCAGAGGAAUCGCUCAGCCCUGAGCCUCGGGCGGAGGAGGAGGAGGAGGUGGCCGGGACCCCCGGGCUGGACUUCAGCCAGGAAGCAGAGGCGUUUCUCGGAGACGAGGGGGAAGGGAAGGAUUGGGCAGGCGAGCUUGAGGACGGGAUGGGACAAGGCCCAGAGCCUGAGGCAAUUCAGGAGGACGCGGCCCGUGUGCAGGAGGUCGGUCCGGAGGUGAAGACCGCGGCAACGGAGGAAGGACAAGAUAUCGGGGCGGAGGAGUCCCCCUUCGGUGAAGAACCCGGAGACAUGGAGUCGGAGAUAGCCGUGGAUGAGAACCACCUGGAGAUGGGAGAGGGAGAACUGGAGAGCGGCUGGGCGGACCAGGCGGAGAUCCCCGGAGAAGCGGUUGAGCCGGAGACAGAGAGCGGGUCAACGCACCAGGAGAUCGAGGAGGAAGCGGCCCCCAAGCGGCGAGCUUCAGCCUCCCCGCAGGUGAAGACAGCGAACCUUGCGCAGCUGGAGCUGAUCGGAGAUGGAGCCGAGAUCGGCGAGGAGGAGGCAGGCGGUGCGGACAUCACUCCCUCGGGGGAGGGAGCGCCUCUCGCCUUGGCUGAGCCACCGGAGCCCGGGGAGGAGAGGUCCACGUCCAGUUCGGCUCUCCCUGACGGGCCGGAGGAAGAGCAGCAGGGCCGAGAGGACCAUCUGAGCUCGCCAGGUGCCCCGUCCUUGGGCGAGGAGGCGCCUGCUGAACCGUUCCAUGAAGGUGAAGCGUUGAGGGACUCCCCAGAGGGAGCCGAAGACCGGACGCUUCCCCUGCCCAGCCCGCGAGAUGUUCUCCAGGAAACCCCUGGCUCAGCGGGCCAGUUGCGGGCGGAAUGGCCAGAGGAUGCAGCUCAGGCAUACGCGCUUCCCUCCCAAGAAACGGAGCUCCUAGAGAACUCCCUACCUUGGGAAGACCAUCCCGAUGGACACCAACCAAUGGAAGGGUUCUCUGGGGCCGAGAGGGACCCUCGGGAUGAGGGGUGUGACGUCAUCUCUGACGCAGAUGGGGAGGGUUCCCCAGUAGGAAGUAUGACCCUGGAGACUGGUGUGGGGAUGGAUGGGCUGGAGGGCGAGGCCCGGGUGUGUGUGGAGGCCGUGGACAAUCCCCAAGCCACGGCAAUCCCCGACUCUCCUGAAGACCCGACGGCACAGACCCAACAGGCGGACGAAGAGAAUCGGGCAACCUCGGCAGACCGAGGUUCGCCCAGUGAUAUCCAAACCCCGGGCAACCUCUUGCCCGACCACGGCGAGAUUCGGGGAGCCGCGGACCCGGGGGAUCAAGGGGGAGGGGGCGGCGAUGAACUGGAGGUGGCCGACCAAGAGGGGCCACGGAGAGAAGAAGAGGCGGAGGACCGACACGUCCCGAGUUUGAUGGCAGCUGCAGAGAGGCCGGGCCCAGAGACAGAUGGCGGGUGUCCGAUGGGGGAGCAAGAGAGGGUAACGCUUCAGGGGGAGGCUGACGAGAGUGACAGCGGCCAGAAUGAAGGGCGUGGGCCGCAGGAGGAGUUGGAGGAAAACUCACUCAACGUUGGCCCAUUGUCCAGUAUUGGCAGCAAUGGCCCAAACCCAAGUGACGUCAACACGGGCUCAGGGGACGAAGGGGGACCCGUGGGAGGGGAGGGGGCAGCCCAGCAUGUCCAUGAGGCCAAGCCAAUGGGAGACAUGCUGGAGCCCGCACCCUUCCCCGGGACCCUCCACGAUCAAGAAGGCUUCGUAGAGGAGACGUCUGCCGGGGAGGGUUCCUUGCCCAACGUUCCGGGGGAAAGCGAGGAGGGAGGUGACGGCGGCAGCGUGGACCUGCACCCGGUGAGCUCAGACCGGGACCUACUCCUGUCCCCGCACCCCGCGGGAGACGAGGAGCCCCGCCCAGUCACCCCCCUGGUUCCCAAUGACAGGCAACUGAACGGGUUGCACGAUUACCCCGAAGUCCCGGGCAAGGGAGAUGGCAGGGCAGUGGAAAUGAUCGCGACCGCCUACCACUACUGGUCCUCCGAGGACGAGUGAGUGCCUCCACCCCCCGCCCACCCCAAAAUCCGUCCUGGCGGCAACCCACCUCAUCG